Arachis duranensis is the source of this 808-nucleotide messenger RNA. RefSeq lists its product as uncharacterized. The transcript is spliced from 3 exons. Lineage: Eukaryota; Viridiplantae; Streptophyta; Magnoliopsida; Fabales; Fabaceae. The record is from RefSeq and is a predicted model, not a curated record. Bases 252 to 677 code for a protein of 141 amino acids.
AUGUGGAGAACUAAUGGUGCAACCUUCAAACAAUUUCCGCUCAAAACAGCAGGGGCAAUUCAGGGACCGAAACCCUAGACUUGAGUUAGGGUUUAUUUGUUCCCUUCCCCAAAGCAUCUUAUCUCUUGAUUCAUCGAUAGCAUAAUAGAUUAUAGUUUCGAUUUGAUUCUCUCUUGAGAUCUCAUCUGCGCUUUCUUCAUUUGGGGCUUCAUCGCCCACUUUGCCAUCAAAUCCAUGGUCGUCAGUUUCCAAUGGACCCUUCUCAAAUGCCCACAAUUUCUCCCAUUGAACAAGAAGAAGAUGAGUGGGACACUGAUGGGUUUGUGAUUCCAAGUUUGGGAAUUGACUCGGAUCAAAGUAAACCGCAUGUUCCAAGCAUAGAAUCCUCAAAUUCUGCCGCAAAGGUUAAGAAAGAAGAGAACAUAUAUCUCGGACCACACGGAGCCCCUCCUUCACAAUCAAAACAACAAGAGACAAAUCCACCAAACCGAAAACAGAAGCUCAAGCAAAAGCUGAAAGAAGCUGAUAAGAGAACUAGUGGGACUGGUAGGGAAAACAAAGUGGAUAACCUAAGGGAGCUUGUUGGUGGUGGGAAAGUGAAUGCUAACAUGGCAAAGGGGUCCCCAAAGGAAUGGUUAGAUCCACAUUGCCAUGAAUCUCAAUUUGAGAGGAGGUAAUGAAACAACUAAAGAUGAUAGUUUCUCCGGCCAUUGUUGAAGUAGAACUUCUGGUCUUAUGUUAUAGUUUAAUGCAUUAUCUAUUGGGACACACAGUUUUGGAUUUUAUGUACUCAGAUAAUAAAUGUAUC